AUGGACCCAGAGACGCUGUCCAUUCGCCCUCCUACCACCGACCUUGCCUCUGUCAGAGUAUUCCCCCUCAUACCAGCUCUCAGGCGCGACAUAACGUGCACAUGCACCCUCCAGCACACCAUCGCUGACCUCGCCACAGACAGCGCGCUCAGCUGGGAGCUUAUCAGCACCAGCCAAUUGACCGCCGCAGACAUCAACUUCUCCAUAGUCCGUCCCCUCGUCAACAAAUAUGCCCGUCUCCGCAACAUGGCCGUCGUCUACGCGACUCUCGUCGUCCGUUCUUAUUUCCUUUCCGCCUCCGAGUCUGACUUGGCGUUCUCGGGCGUCAUGAUCGCUCGUGCCAAUCUCGCCGAGAUCAUGGCAAUGAAGCUCCUCAGCCGGUUCGCACAUGACUACAUCCAGCUCGUCGCCGUCCUAACUACAACAUGGAACCCACUCGUCGGCGCGUCGCGUUCUGUCGUAGAAGGCGUCAAGUUGGCUCUGCAUGCACACGACGACGAUGUCGACUCUGCACAGAGUGCCAUUGAGAUGGCCAUAUCAACCAGUGCCAAAAACUUUCUUGCAUCUCCCGUGACACAACAAGUCGUAAACGACAUCUACUCCGGCCGAGUCGUGUUCUCCGUAACAGCCCACCGCUCCAUUCUCGCUGACAACUACAAGCCACGAGCCAUCGAAAUAUACAACCCGCACAACGCGCCUUUCAUUAACCACUAUCGCCUUCGCGUGCCCAAGUAUCGCACCUACCUCGACUUUUUCAAUUUCACGUUGUUGCUCCUGAUAUUCGUACUUUGCCUUGCGAAUCAUGACAGGACCAAGCUGAAUUUCUGGGAGGUAGCAUUCAUCAUCAUGGGGAGUGCAUUCGCAUUGGAGGAAUACACCGCUUCCACCGAACACGGCUGGAUCAAACCCGACCUUGACACGGUAUAUUGA
Messenger RNA from Psilocybe cubensis, 930 nucleotides. RefSeq lists its product as uncharacterized. Lineage: Eukaryota; Fungi; Basidiomycota; Agaricomycetes; Agaricales; Agrocybaceae. The record is from RefSeq and is a predicted model, not a curated record. The coding region runs from base 1 to 930 and encodes 309 amino acids. The transcript is spliced from 7 exons.